CACAAUUCAAUGCAACUUCAGAUUUCAGACUGCUGGCUCCAUGCCAGGUUUUACAAACUUCAAGUUGUCUGACCUUUGAUCUUGUGUCAUGUGACCUGUCAUUCUCCUGUCAUGUAGCCUGUCACAACCUGCUUUGUGCAAGUCUGAUUAAAUAAAUACAAUAAACUGUGACACCUGCAGUGAGCCACAUAAAAUGAGACUUUGUUAACUUCUGUAUUACAGAGGUUUACAACCAAAGUUGAGGUGUUUUUUCCUAGUUACAGGUUAUAUUACACUGAAUAAUGAAUGCUUAAAUUCUAACUUAGGGGGCCUUUUUUACAUGCGUAGUGCAUGAUGUAAGGGGAAUCCCCUUAUUGGGGAUAUAGUGUUUUUAAAGGUCCAGGGGAAUAACAUGUAAACAGAAUUACAGCACCAGACCUGCUAUGCGGUACAGGGUGUUGCUUGCUGAGUAUAGUGAUACCUUACUGUCUCAAAUCUCUAAUGAGGACCAGCUUAUUGCUUUAAAGGACUAGUGACAGACUGUGGUGGCAGUAAUACCAGCUGAUUCAGAUUUGAUGAUUAUACAGCAUAGAUCACAGCACCACAGGGACUUCCUGGUAACCAAGAACCUUUGAUCGUAAACAGUCUGCAUUCCACCUAAGUGAAACAUGAUACUGGACCUUUCUGCAGCUGUUUUUGCAGAUUUGCCAACAUCCCCAAUGCCGAUCAUCUGUUUGUACAUCAUUGUGAUUAUAAUUCCUAUAAUACUUGUCAAUGUGAAACUUGGUCGAGCAGAUCAGAUUUCUCAGAAUAUCCCAACUGAAACCAUUAAGAACAUAACAACUACUCAAGGGGAUGGCAACAUAACUGUCAAUACCGGCAGUCGUAGUACAGUCAACAUUACAUACUUUCACGAUGUAUCAGAAGAGCAUACACACCACAAGCCAUCUCAAACUUCUGAACCACACCAUGUACAACUUGAGGAGAGCAGAGCACUUGUCCCAGUUGACAGACUGAGUGUGCCCAAACCUGUUGGUAGACCCCAAAGGCAGAACAAAAACUGUUCUCACUACAUUGAAUUUGCAACGGAGAUGUCUGCAGAGGGAAAGACACCAGAAUGUAUCAGAAUCAUUGAUGAGCUGAUGAAGAUAAAGACAGAUCCGGACUCUCAAGUGUCACUUCGCCAAGCUGCAAGUCUUGUUGCCAUUUACCAGGGAGAUUUUGAGAAGGCAAGCCGUCUUCUGUGUGGGGCUGAGGUAUUCCUCUCAGAGGAAGUACCUGUACAUGAGGGAGAGCACAUUCUUUGGGGGAGCCAUCUUACAGCUCUAGCACAGCUACGGGCAGGGGAUCUUGAAGGGGGGAUUGUCUUGGCAGAGGACGCACUCGAAAUUGCCCAGUCAGACACAGUCGCAUCUGGUUGUAUCACUGCAUAUCCACUCCUUAACCAUGCCUGGUUUGUGACUGAGAUCGCUGCAGGUCAAGAUAAUGAUGACAUUAGGUGUCGUCUUCUGAAGAGAGCAGAGAAAGAAUACCAGCAUGCCAUUGAGCAUGCAAAAUGUGAGCAUCCCAAACACAUGCUCCACUCAAAGUCACGAGUGCCACUAUUUGCAAAAAUUGGUCUCGCUCUUCUGUACCUUGGCUGUAGGGUAUCAGUCGACAACUUCAGGUUGGGAGUCUCUAUUAUCUCUUUGGAUGACAUGAAGAAGGCGAAGAGCGUGAUUGAUGCACUGGACAAAGAAGAGUCUCUUUGUAAUUCUGCUAAGUGUCGUUUAAUGAUGGUCAAAACUUUCUUUCAGUACAGGUUGGGUACUUACCAACAGGCCUAUGACUUGGCUCAGGAAGCCAAAGCCUUUGCCACUGAGCAUUCUCUUGGAAGGUAUGCUAAGUUUGCAGAAGGCAUCGCUAAGUAUUUAAAGAAAUAUGUUUAAGGUAGGAUAGCAGUGUGAUGUGCAAGUCAACGUGAGCCAGGCUUUCUAUGGCUUUCAUGAACUCUAUGGUUUCAAGCAAUUCAUUCCAUCUGUUUAGCUUCACCUACAUGCAUGUAUGCAUGUAGAAGGUGCCACUUUUGGGUGGGUGAGUAGAUUUCAAUUAUACUUUCACAAUUUUACUUUUACUGUUGCAAAGAUUACGGUAAUGUUUAAGACGAAUGACAACUGAUGCAAAGUCUUAGAUGUUUUACAUCUAAAAUAUUUGCAUUACGUCUGUUAUGGUAGGAUGAAUUUGGAUGCUAUCUAAUUAAUCUAUUAUGCAUCCUUGUAAUAGAAGAAACUUCUAAAUAGUUUAAAAGCAUUUGCUAGUCUGAGAUCCAAAUACAUAGUUUACUGUAUUCCAUAUUGUACAUGAGGUCAACAUUUAUUUUGGAAGAUUGUAUCUUAUGUUAUACAUGUAGGUACAACUUUAGCAUAGGUACACUUAGUUGACAUGAAACCCAAAUAACAGUAACAGUUCUUUAUUGUGUAUUUUACAGACAUAGACUAUCAAUAAAUUAUUACAAGAAAAUUAAUGUACAA
Molecule: messenger RNA, 2489 nt
Organism: Branchiostoma belcheri (Belcher's lancelet)
Lineage: Eukaryota; Metazoa; Chordata; Leptocardii; Amphioxiformes; Branchiostomatidae
Exons: 3
Coding region: 648-1907 (419 amino acids)
Source: RefSeq, a predicted model, not a curated record